AUGCUCGAACUUAUCAAGAAACGUGCCCGGAUUAGAGAUGCUCGAUAUUAUGAAAUAAAGAAGACGUUUCAGGAAAACCAGAUCCGUCAUCUUCUGGACGCUCUUUUACAGGCAAAAAUAGACGAAGAAAGAGAAGACGCUAGCACUUGUGGGGUCAUGACAGAUGAGUAUAUAAUGGCGUCCAGUGACACGCUCUUCCGAGCAGGAUCCGAAACAACAACGACAGCGCUUCAUUGGUUGGUAGCGGUAUUGUUAAACUAUCCUGAAAUUCAGGAAAAAAUCCACGCAGAACUGACUAAGCAGUUUGGAGAAGAAAUGAUUUCGUUGGAGAAGAAACGUAACUGUCAUUACCUUGAGGCCACUUUAACGGAGGUCCUUCGUUGUGUAACUGUGGCUCCCAUCUUUCCACAUAAAACGACGUGUGACACCACCCUCUCUGGGUACCACAUUCCAAAAGAUACCACUGUUCUUCUCAAUAUCUGGGCAAUCAACCACGACGAAAGGGAAUGGCAAAAUCCUGAAGAGUUCAACCCAAACAGAUUUUUGGAUUCUGAAGGUCACUUCACGGGUACAUCAAAGGUGAGUUACAUACCUUUUGGAUCUGGAAGACGCAUAUGCCCAGGCGAGUCAUUGGCAAAGACAGAACUGUUUCUUCUUUCAGCAGCAAUGCUGAAGAAAUUCAAAUUUGAAAACCCCCCGGGCUGCAGUCCACCCGAUCUCAAGGAUGGCGUGUAUGGCUUGACAUUUACCCCAAAAUUAUUCACGGUUAUUGCCAAGGAAAGAUAA
This is a messenger RNA of Paramuricea clavata, 786 nucleotides long. Lineage: Eukaryota; Metazoa; Cnidaria; Anthozoa; Malacalcyonacea; Plexauridae. The record is from the annotation of a GenBank genome assembly.